Molecule: messenger RNA, 3126 nt
Organism: Phragmites australis (common reed)
Lineage: Eukaryota; Viridiplantae; Streptophyta; Magnoliopsida; Poales; Poaceae
Exons: 2
Coding region: 1-3027 (1008 amino acids)
Source: RefSeq, a predicted model, not a curated record
AUGCGCGCGGCGCGUCGUCAUCGGUGGUCUGUCAAGCGGGAUGUCGAGGUUGCUAGGAAGGAGGUUGCGGCUGGGCGUCGGGAGUGUGCUCGGGACCAUCUGGAUCGUGCGGUCGCGGCGGGGAUCCUUCGUUCUGCGCCAUCUGCGGUUGUAGGCCAAGGUGAUGAGGUUCCUGUUCCGCCUGAUCCCAAGGUUGGCGAGGCUAGUGGCUUGGGGUCCGUGGUGCCUAGGAUUUCUUCACGGACAAAGCCUAAUCCUUGGAUUGGCCCUUUGCCGAGGCCUAGGAUUUCUCCCAGGCGUACUCUCGGAGAUGUGUUCCCGGCCGUGCUAUGGGCACCGGAUGAGAAUUCAGUCUCCAUCUCCGGCGGACGGAAGAUCUCUGCAGAUCGGAUGGUUCAAAUUUCAAAUGUGGAUGCGGAAUUUGGGCUGGCAGGUGGGUCCGCGGGGCGUGAUGGGUGCCUCUCUGAUUGGGCCAUCCGUUUUCCGGGUCUUUCGUCUCUUCGAUCCAGGAUUUGGCGUAGACCCAACCCUGCUUGGUCGGGCUUUGUUUCUGGCGAUCGCCGUGCGUUCGUGAGAGACCUCCGCGUCUGCGCUAUGACCGGUGGCGGCCAAUCUGCUGGGGGUGGUGGAGGCUCCAAGAGUCGCUAUGGCAAUGGAGGAGGCGGCGGCGGAAGUGCUCCUCGUGGUGGUGGCCAUGGCGGGAAAGGAAGUGGCGGCGCGGCACCUGGUGACCGUGUCGGUGGAAGAGGUGUUUUGAGUGGCAGGUCAAGACCAGCACGUUUUUUCGCUCCUUAUGGACGGGGUCGCAGCGUCUUCCGGUGGGAGAACCGGCAGUGCGGCGAAGGGCGUGGCCGUCGUGUGGAUGUGCUGGCUCCUCAGGUCCAUGGCGCUGAGGAAAAUGCCUCUCUAGGGCAGGUUCGUGAUGAUAAGGUGGGCAGAGAGGCUCUCCUGGCUGCUGACCAGAGCCGUAACAGAUGUUUGGAGAAGCAUGUUGAUUCUAAUCAGAGUAAUAAGGGUAAGAAGUCAAUUAUUUUAUGUUAUCAGAUUUGUGAGGAGGAGCAUUUCACUCCUCAAUGCCCUCUUCUGCGAGCCCCAAAGCCUUCGGCUAUUUUCUGUGGUUUUGCUGGUGAUGGUCUGGGCUUCUUCCAAAUUCCUCAUGAUGGUAUUGCCAAGGCGGUCAAACACGAUGCUGCGACUGCUCUGAUCCGGGUUAAGGAGGGUUUCAUCCCGGCAGAGCUAAUACAAUCUGAAUUGGCUCGUCUCAUUCCUGUCAAAUGGCAGUGGGUAGUUGAAGAGCAUGGUAUUGGGGAAUAUAUUGUUCCUUUCCCUUGCCAUGUUGAACUGCAGCGUAUGGUGGCUAUAAAAGAAAUUAGGACAUGCAAUGCGGAGGGAGUGAUGGUUUUUGAGGAAUGGAACCAGAAGAUUGAACCUUGCCAAUUUCUUCAGCAUGUCUGGGUUAAUGUGUAUGGAGUCCCGUUCGAAAUCCGAUCUUUUUUGCCUCUUUGGGCUGUCGGCUCAAUUUUGGGAGCGACUCAAAAGGUUGAUAUGGUUUAUCUAAGAAAGACGGGGGUAGUCCGUAUUUGUGUGGCAGUUACUGAUGUUAAUAAAAUCCCAGAUGCCACUGAUAUUACUGUUGAUGAUGCGGUCUAUGAAAUUUUCUUUAAGGUGGACAAAGUCCUUCCAUCGGCUAAAACUGAUGGUGUUUCAGAUGGAGGGCUGGGUAAUGACGGAGAUACCCAGCAGGACGUGGAGGAUAAUCUUCAUGGUGACCGUGGAUACAAGACGGCCAAGGGAAUGGAGAAUCAGGGAAGUUCUUCUGAGGCUCUUCCUGAGGAAAAACCAUCUGGUGACAGUGCAAUGCAGGAGAAGUGUCUUAAGCAUGCGGCAGUUUCUUCACCUGCCUUUGGGUCGACAGAGCCUCUUGUGCAUUCGGUUGUGGGGUGUGGAGAUCUUGGUGGUAAUCUGGGCGUGGUUAUAGAGAUGCCGGUGUGCUGGCCGUCUGAGCUGCUUUCGGACGUGGGCCGCCGGAGGGAUGCACAAGUCUUGGAACUCAGGGAGGUUGGAACGGCUCAGGCGUUGGCUGAAGAUCCUUUGCAGUCCUCUGAAGAUUCUGUGGUUCAGUCCUCUGAAGAUUCUGUGGUUCAAAUCGCUAAGAAGGUGUUGACUGCUUGCUGGCCGGCUGAGUUGUUGGUGGAAAUUGUUGGCCGGGGUGAUGCUCAGGCCUUGGCGCUCAGGGAGACGGGGACUGUGAUUCCUUUAAAAUCGGUAGAAACAGCUGGAUGGGUUGAUGUUUCCUCUGAUUGGUGCUUGCCAGGGUGUGGUCUGCCUGAAAACUCUUCCGUGCUGUCUCCGUUCGGGUCCUCUGAAGUUUCAGGCUCUCAAGAUGCAAAGAAAUUGCUGCUGCAGGUUUCUUCUUCGAUGGUGCCUGUUGAGAAAUCUGUUUCUUUGCCUGUUGAAAGCUUAUGCAAUGCAGCAGCUCCUGCAAUUGUGCGCUGCCCAGAGCCUCUCUCUUCCCUAAAUCAUCAGGAUCUUGUUGAGAGGGGCGAUCAUUCGUACAGAGCAAAUAGCUCAAAUGCUUUUUCUGGUCUUCCAAGAUUUGUGCUUCAGAACCUCUCCAAGCAGAACGGAAUUCGCGCAAAUAUAUCUAAUAGGGGAAUGGCGGAGGCGCUGCAGGCACUUGACUCUGUGGUUGGAAUUGAUAUGGUUUCAGAUUUGAGGAAUAAGUCAAAGGUGCAAACUGUGAGUACCCAGGGGGUGCUUAAUCUAGCAAUCAUUCCUGGGGAGGAUAAUUCUAACAGAAGGACUAGCAGGAGGACAGCAGCUUUGGGGGAUGAGCAUAUUCUGGCAAAGGCAAAGAUCCUGACGGCAAAAAGGAACUUAGAUGAUGGUACUGUUCAGAGGCACUUACUGGCUAAGGUUCUGGAGACUACUUCACAGGGAGGAUUUGAGGGAAGAUUUUCUGUCGGUCUGUCAUAUGUUGGAGGUGGUGGCAUUGGAGCUCUUCGCCAAGCAUGGAUGGUCUUGUAGUUACAGAUUGCAAGCUUCUUGAUGUUUUUUUGGUGUGAUGUGGGCUACUCUUGUUAGGAGUUGUAAUAAUUUGUUGGCUGUAUGCAUCUUUGAAUGCAA